Molecule: messenger RNA, 789 nt
Organism: Cydia amplana
Lineage: Eukaryota; Metazoa; Arthropoda; Insecta; Lepidoptera; Tortricidae
Gene: Rrp40
Product: exosome complex component RRP40
Exons: 1
Coding region: 63-773 (236 amino acids)
Biological process (GO): nuclear polyadenylation-dependent rRNA catabolic process; U4 snRNA 3'-end processing; exonucleolytic trimming to generate mature 3'-end of 5.8S rRNA from tricistronic rRNA transcript (SSU-rRNA, 5.8S rRNA, LSU-rRNA)
Cellular component (GO): nuclear exosome (RNase complex); cytoplasmic exosome (RNase complex)
Molecular function (GO): RNA binding
Source: RefSeq, a predicted model, not a curated record
ACAAAGCUUCUCACGUGUUUUUUUUAUUGAUUUCGUUACCUUUUCGGGUCAAUUUACGUACAAUGAAAGUUUCAGUUGGAGAUGUAGUUCUGCCUGGCGAUUAUUGCGAAGAAAUCACAAAUGUGGGUGAAAAAAGUAAGGUUAUACUCGGUCCCGGAUUGGGACGCGAACUGGACAAAGUUUACAUGACAAAAGCUGGAAUUCUGAGAAAACGGAGUCCUAAUACAUAUUGGGUGGACAACCAACAGAAGCGAUACAUUCCGUCAAGAGGAGAGAACGUAGUUGGCUUUGUUAUUCAAAAAGCGGGAGACAUAUUUAGAGUGGACAUCGGUGGAAGUUGCCCCGCCGCGCUAUCCUACCUAUCAUUUGAAGGUGCAACGAAGAAAAACAGACCCGAAGUUCAAGUUGGUGACGUUGUGUAUGCGAAAACCUUAGUUGCUAGCAAAGACAUGGAGCCUGAGCUGGUGUGCGUAGAUUCUCAUGGAAAGAAAGGUCGCAUGGGAGUAUUGUCAGACGGAUUCGUUUUUAAAUGUUCGCUUAACCUUGUUAGGAAGAUAUUGAGUCCUAGUUGUCCUCUGUUGGAGUCUUUGAAGAAUGAGUGGCCUUUUGAGUUAGCUGCAGGCAUGAACGGCAGGAUUUGGAUCAAAGCCAAGACUAUGAGAGAAACAAUUGCAGUUGGCAAUGCUAUUUUAGGGUGUGAAUACUUGGACAACCAGGAAAUCAAAAGCCUAUGCAGUAAUAUCGCAAACAUUUUAGCUGGACACACUUCAUAAUAAAUUAUGUAUCAAA